AUUAAAAAGACGAUAGUAUGAGAUUGGCUCUACAAUAAUAAAAAAUGCCCUUGAGGCUGGCCGAAUGACGAUGAGCAGCAACCACAAGCAAGUUGAGAUUUCGUUUGAAGAUUCAAAUCCGCAGAAAUGGCGUCUUCCGCUCAAGGAAGACAGUUUUCGCAGCUUCAUGGAGAAGGAAAAAAACAACGCAACCGCGCAGAAGGUUUUUUCCCGAGGUUCGCUUUUCAGCCCUUUUUUGUUUGGGAAAUUCUUCGACCCUUCUGAUGCUUUCCCGCUGUGGGAGUUCGAGGCUGAUGUUCUGUUGGCAACACUUCGCUCUUCAAAUCAUCACUGCAACGUUGAUUGGCUCCAAUCCGAUGCCGAUUUUACACUAAAAGCUGAACUACCAGGAGUGGGGAACAGUGGCGUUCAGAUCUGUAUUGAAAACAGAAAAGUGUUGGAAAUCAGGGGAGUGUGGAGAGAGCAGCAAAGAGAAGGUGGAGGGAGCGACUGGAAAAGCAGCAGCCAUUGGUGGGAACAUGGAUUCGUACGGAGGAUUGAACUCCCUGAAAAUGCAGAUUGGAGGAAAAUGGAGGCUAACAUGAAUAACGACCCUAUGUUUUUACAGAUACGAAUUCCAAAGGCCGCUGCUCCGAACUCUUAAAUGUCUCCAGCAUGCAACAAUGCAGCAAAAGACUCCGAAAAUGCUUUAUGAUUCCAGAUAAAGGAUUACGAUUACUAUCACAGAAGUAUGUAUAUAUUCCUGUUCGGCAACCCCAUGGCAACCACAACUUAACGGUUUGAUUAUAAAUAAAAUAAUGUAAUCAAUACUAGCUACUUACUUUAAUUCCCUAACAAUCAAUUAUAGUAACUCUUAUGUUUUCAAUCAAGAGAACAAAAACUUCUAUCCAUGUUGACAACACAAAAGGAAGCAUUAACUGCUCCCCACCCCUGCCCCCUGUCUUGCAUAUAAGUUCUGCUGGUUUGUUUUCAAGUCUAGUGUAAAGUUUAUUUGUCAGUAAUGGUAUGAUGAGACCUUUUAAAGCUCCAAACGCGAAGAUGAAAACUGAAAUAUAAGCAAUUACAUUUGAUGCUGAAAAUUCACCAUGAGCGAUCGUAGAACGCCAGAACGGUCCAGACAAAUUGGAGACGAGCCAUAUGGAACGUUGAAUGGCCAAUUGCAAUUGGAUUGUUGGGGCUCUAGGAUCCAGACCAGGUGAAUCUGUAUCGUCCAAUUGUUGAUGUGUAGGACAUAGGUGGCAUUGCAGAUGGGUGACUUGUAUCAUGUAAAAACCAAAAGGGUGGAAAUAUGGACUUUUUGAGAGAUGCUUCAUAGUUCAUACUUGGAAAGAGAAAUGGAAACAGGCUAUAUGAUUGAUGCAGAUGGUCUGUUCUUGAGUUGUAAGUCGCCGAGCCUGUUUUGCUGUGAUAGAGUAGGGACUCGAUCACAUACGAUUGAUCGAUGUAAGAGUAAAAAUGUCAAGUGCAGAAGCUCGAGUCCGAUUGGAACCCCUCUCCAAGUGAUCGGGCGUGCUAUAUUUAUGAUUUAAUGUUGCAAAAUAUCUUAGCACAUGUUAAUACUUUCAACUGAAGGCAGUGACGUCAAAACUAUGAUCAUCUCUCUUGCUUGUUCUAUGUUUAAAAUUAUAUCUAAAUAGAAGUUAUGAUCCACAUUCAAUGAAAUCUAAAGAAUUGAAGAACUUUUAGCAUAUUAGAGUACUAAAAAAAGAAAUAAUGUCACAAGUAAUACUAUAGGCUUUUCAAUGGAUAAAAAUAAGAACAAUUUUGAAGUUGAGCAAAAAAAAGACAUAUUACAAGCGAAAGGACUAGGGGUGGACUCAGGUCGGGCCGCCCGGCCCGGAUGGCCGGUCUUCGAGCCGGUUAGGGCCUACUGAACCGCUCAAUUCCUGGGGCAGGCUCGGGCCUCCUAAAAGUGGAACCGGCCCGGCCGGUUCGGGCCAAUUUGUUUUUUUUCAAUUUUUUUCGUUUCUACUGGGUUGGGCCGGGUGUUUUGGGGCGGUUUGGGGGUUGGGGGUGAGGGGGGGAAGGGGGUUGGGGGUUAAUUACAAAAGCAAAAGGAAAAAAAAUAACAUUGAACCGGGACCGGCCCGGAACCGCUGCCUACCCGGGCCGGUUCUGGUUCUCCCUUCCCAGAGAAAAAACCCGGCUGGGCCUAGGCCCGAACUAGAACCGGCCCGGCCCGGCCCGGGUCCAUCCCCAGGAAGGACUGAAAUGCCCUUAACCUGUCUCAUCCUUCAGCCUCCCCUGACCCUCAACUUACACCUCCCUCGUUCCAUACUUUUUAGCCAUCUUAGUGUAUGCAUCGGCUCUCCAUAAGAAUAAUGGUGGUGGCGGCUACAAUCAAUGAUUGCGGCUAUGACCAAUGACGACAGUGGUGGAGACCGGAGACUAUUGGCGACGAUGAAGCCUGAAGGCAGUGAUAGAGAGAUGGUCAUUGUUGGAUUGGUCAAUGCGUUUAUUAGGCACGAGGGCUUCUGCUUCUUCAAUCUUCAGUGAUCUUCCUCUUGGGCAUUGUCGAUUGCAAUUAAUUUCUUCCGUGCGAACACUAAAGAAUGUCAGACGACGCAGAUAUGCUUUUGCUUCGUCUUUGAAGAUUAAUUGAUGGUUGUUUGAGCAUAGGUGAAAUAGUGGUGUGAUCGACAACUAGGUCUUCAAGUGUCAGCGACAACUAGAGUUACACGCAGAGUGGACAGAUCUGAUGGUGACUUAGGUCACUUCACACCAGGCAAGGACUAGAGUGUUAAUGUGAGGUUACAGACGUGACAAGGCGGG
This is a messenger RNA of Cuscuta epithymum, 2772 nucleotides long. Lineage: Eukaryota; Viridiplantae; Streptophyta; Magnoliopsida; Solanales; Convolvulaceae. The record is from the annotation of a GenBank genome assembly.